Aphis gossypii (cotton aphid) is the source of this 1954-nucleotide messenger RNA. RefSeq lists its product as uncharacterized. The coding region runs from base 313 to 891 and encodes 192 amino acids. The transcript has 3 exons. NCBI's taxonomy places the organism in Eukaryota, Metazoa, Arthropoda, Insecta, Hemiptera, Aphididae. The record is from RefSeq and is a predicted model, not a curated record.
AAUAUCCGAGGCACGCCGGCUCGCCACAGUCUCGUCUACGUCUAAAUAACAAUAUAAUAUCAUUACACGGCGGUCCGUUUUCGUUUUCUUCUCGCUUUCGAUUUCACUCCGAUUCGGCCCGUCGUAAUAUUUAUACAAAAACACAGCGCACAUUCGCGGCCGUUCUCCCGCGACGUUUAUUUCACUCGGCCGUUCGAGCGAUCCGUCACCGAGGUUCGCCAUGCGCUCGGUGCCCGCCGACUGCCGAAAACACAGACACUGACGUUAUCGUGCUGCGGGUACAGACGUUUAGGCCGCUAAACGAGCGCAAUCAUGGACUCGGGAUUAGCCCGAUUCGCCGUGCUCAUAGUGUUGUUCUUCCUGUUGACCGGCGACUUGGCCGGCAUGGUCAAGCACAUGUUCGAAGAAUCCGGAUACGGUGGAAAACAGCAACAGCAGCAGCAGCAGAGGAGCCGACAACAGUCUCCGGCAACAAAGUCGGCGAGAGGAGGUGACGUGCGACCCGCAAAAGCGACAACGGCUAAGGGACUCGACGGCAUCGACUCGAGUUCGGACGAAGAUCCAGACAUGGAAGCGUUUGCCAAAUCGUACUCGGCCCGAAUGAAAUUGGUCAACACCAUCAAGGAAUCGUGUUUGCCGAAACUCAUUUGCGAGCUGACGGCGUCCACGAACCGAGACUCGCUCACCGAAUCCGAGAGAUACCUGUUGUCGCUCAUUAGAGAAACGACCAUUUCCACAACGGCCGAAGUGACGUCCAAGUAUCAUUUCGCCGCGCACAUGGGCCAACUCAUCAACGGCAUCGACAACACGGGAUGUCACAACUUCUAUCCCGGAUGUCCGUUUCCCGGACUGCAGGUGAUGCAAAUGAUGAAGAAAGUGAAGAUCUUGUAAAAAAAUAUAUAUAAAUAUAUUUGACGCCGACGCAGCGUCCACAGUCUAGUCCUUAAACCGAUGCAUCGUAAUAAUAAUAUUGUUAUAAAAUCAUGUUAUAACUUUAACCACUACACGUCGCAAUAAAACGUAAGCAGCUGGAGAUGUUCACGCACGCCCAGCUAUAACUUUUAACUCGUUCGUUGGAUGAAAAUAAGAAAAACGAGUUUUCGCCCUCGCGAUUUCGGCUUCACACACUUAAGUUACGUGCACGCCAUCGUCUAAGUCGUGAGGAAUAGAAUAUCGGCCACCGUCGACUGACCGCGAGUAGAAAAUAACAAUAUGGUUUUUUCUCAGUAUAAUAAUAUUAUUUUACAUCUAUUACAACCGAUUAUUAUAAAUAUAUAUUAUUAAAACAUUACAACAGUUAUAAUUAUAUGUGCAUCGAAUAAGGUAUUAAUAAGUUACCUCAAUGGAGCCUAUAAGUAUGAUAAUAUUGUAAACUGUAGGCAGUACAUCAGUUACCUAUAAUAUAUUUAUGUAUUUAACUUAAUAUUUGUAAUGAUAUGCUCGAUUCUACAUAUCAUGAUUUUUGUAAAGUCGUUAUUUUCAUUUAAUAAAAUAUAUAACGGUCGAGUUGUCGCACGCAUGUAAUAAAAUCUAAAAUAACCCCAAUAAAUCAAGUCACUGGUGAUUGGAACGAUUCCUAUUAUCUAGUCCCGUACAGGACACUGUACGGGAUUAUAACGGUACAGCGCAACACAUGCAACUUCUUUCAUGUGCCGCCGGAGACGGGGGAUGGUCCGGUCAGGGUCGCUUUCACCAGGGAAAAAGACAAUUUUCUUUGGGGACACCGACACCUUUGAUCGGGCCGCCGAUGACUCUGGCGGACCUGGCCUAAAUCGUCUCCUCUCAUCAGUGCAUGAGCACCCUCCAUAGCGAGAAGUGCAUGAGCACAUACAAAACAUAUGAGUGCAUGAGCACCACCCAGACAGACAAGUGCAGGAGCACAGCUGAAUUACUCGCAACCACUCAAAGGACAUUGCCUGCGACAACUUUGCUGUUUCUUUUUCAUAUAACGAAA